Molecule: messenger RNA, 1893 nt
Organism: Ornithodoros turicata
Lineage: Eukaryota; Metazoa; Arthropoda; Arachnida; Ixodida; Argasidae
Product: venom metalloproteinase BumaMPs1-like
Exons: 15
Coding region: 319-1788 (489 amino acids)
Biological process (GO): proteolysis
Molecular function (GO): metalloendopeptidase activity
Source: RefSeq, a predicted model, not a curated record
UUCACGUCUUGUCAUAGUAAUCGCAAUCCAAUUGCGCAGUUAAGGUGUUGCGGUUCACCCGUACUGUACUUCGGGCUGCCAGUGGAGGCCUUCAUAGAGAUCGUUCAUCAUUCCCUGAAAUUUUAUGAACGAGUUUUGCUGUUUAUCCAGUGUUCGAGAUUCUCCACUACAUUUCCCGUUCGGGAGAAAGUGAGAACCAGUUCACGACCGAACUUUCAUAAGAAAGCCUUGGUGCACUGGAAGAUCGACGAAGAUACCUGCUACAACGACUCGAGAUAAUCACCUCUCUUGUGGCGAUCUCGGUAGAUAGUCGCCAGGAUGGGCUUCCACCAAUUCUUGAACCUUUCCUCCACAAUCAACGGCUUCCUGUUCUGCCGAAACGGUUGUUGCUUCGCCAUCGUCUCUAUUGUCCUGAGCUGUAUUUAUUGCGAAGGCCGUGCAGCCCGUUUAGAAUCGUCUAUCGUCUAUCCGAAAGUUCAUGAAACCAGAGACAUCAAACUACUUCGAGUUAACAAGGCGCUUACACUCACAUUAGAGCGCACUUCCACUAUUCUGGGGGACACCCUCACACUUCUCGAAGACAAUGGUGAUGGAAUUCGAAGCCAAGUGAUCAGUACUGACAGCAUCAAAAGAGGAUUGUACCAGGAUGUAAAACAUGCCGCAUCUGUACACCUAGAAGAAAAUGGAAACAGAGUUAUUGUCGAAGGUAUUCUUGGAAGCAAGCUACGAAUUGAACCUGUGCGAGGUCUGUCAGAGCGUGGGGACGAGGCUGUUGCCCACAGAGUAUAUACUGUUGAAGCGGCCGAAACCUAUGUUGGCGACGCAGUGCACUCGCCGAGCACUACUCAUGGGAUUGCUUUGUCAGAGCGUGAAGAUUUCGCUGAUUCAGUUCUGGCGGAUGUAUGCAUCGUGGUCGACUCGGUUCACAAUAACACAAUAAUAAAAAGUGGGAAGAACCUGCACGUCUACAUCACAAUUCUCAUGAAUGCCGUAAAUAUGAGAUACGGUCAACUCAAACGUCCAGGUUUUCAAAUCAAACUUCAGUGUAUCAUGCGGCUUUCUGAUCGCCAAGAAAGAAUCAAGUUUAAUCUCCAAGGAAACUCGUUUGAGUACCAGGAUUUUCUGCCACAAUUUGUCGAAUACAUCAGUAGCGACACCUUCAUGCGCUAUGGCGCUGUCUUCCUCUUCACAGGCCGAAAUAUGCUCGGCAGAGCAGGGACAAGCACAACAGGUGUCGCCUAUCUCGGAACGCUGUGUACAGAACACCGAGUAGGUAUUGCGGAAGACAUCCCAGGAACCUACAGCGCAGUUCGGACAGCGUCGCAUGAAAUGUUACAUAUAGUAGGAGUUUUGCAUGACGGCGUGUCGCCUCCAAGUUCAGAGCCUGGCCAUCCAGGAGCACGAAGCUGUUCAGCUACGGAUCACAUCAUGGCCCCAAGAGGUUCCGCCAAAAAUUCCCACGUACUCUCGAGAUGUACAAAGCAGCAGCUGGCGUUCUUCUUCAUGAACCACGACCAGAGAUGCUGGAAGAGUUUCAGCGGAACACUGACCUUCGUUCGACGUCGGCUGCCCGGUUCGCAAAUCACUGUCACCGCCUUCUGCAAGAUGGUGCACAAGAACGGCAAAAGCGGGGUUCUGCACAGGAACUGUUCAGUGAAGUGUGAGCCAUCGCCACCAAAUAAAGGAUUCUACGCUGGGCUUGAUGGCUGGUCAUGUGGAGAUAGAAAGAUGUGCAUCACUGGAAGGUGCUUGAAGAAAGAAGACGUUGUGCGCAUACUGAUUGACUGAUUUUUUAAAGAAAAAAUGGAGAUGUUAGUCUCGAGCUACUCGUAUAGCAGUUCCAAUACGUUCUUGUAACUCUGAAGGACGAUUGUUUUAUGCCACGAGACUAAA